CGCCACCGCCGGCCACGCCCCCGGCGGCGUCAGGCGCGCGCGGCCCGUUCGGCGCGGGCCCGGCGGUGACAGCGACACCGCCACCACCGCCACCCCCUCACCUUCAUCAUCCUCACCCUCCUCAUCCUCCUGCCCACCGCCAUGGCGGGCGGCCCGCAGGAGAACACCCUGCUGCACCUCUUCGCCGGGGGGUGUGGAGGAACGGUGGGAGCCAUCUUCACGUGUCCCUUAGAGGUGAUAAAGACGCGGCUUCAAUCUUCCAAACUGGCCUUCAGGACUGUGUACUACCCCCAGGUGCAGCUGGGGACCAUCAGUGGCGAAGGAAUGGUCAGGCCAACGUCGGUGUCCCCCGGGCUCUUCAGCGUCCUCAAGUCAAUUCUGGAAAAAGAAGGACCAAGGUCACUCUUCCGAGGGCUGGGUCCAAACUUGGUUGGAGUUGCACCAUCAAGAGCUGUCUAUUUUGGAUGCUACUCCAAAGCCAAAGAGCAGUUUAACAGUGUGUUUGUGCCCAACAGCAACGUUGUGCACGUCUGUUCUGCAGGUUCUGCAGCCUUUAUCACAAAUUCCCUGAUGAACCCUAUAUGGAUGGUGAAAACGAGAAUGCAGCUGGAAAGGAAAGUGAGGGGCUCCAAACCAAUGAAUGCUUUGCAGUGUGCUAAAUACGUUUACCAGACAGAAGGUAUCCGUGGUUUUUAUAGGGGCCUGACUGCCUCCUAUGCAGGGAUUUCUGAGACCAUUAUCUGCUUUGCUAUUUAUGAAAGUUUAAAAAAGCACUUAAAGGAAAUCCAACUGCCCCCCUCUUCUAACGGGACCGAAAGGACCUCGACAAGCUUCUUUGGACUGAUGGUUGCUGCUGCUGUUUCCAAGGGCUGUGCCUCCUGUAUUGCUUAUCCUCAUGAGGUGAUCCGGACUCGGCUGCGGGAGGAGGGCACCAAGUACAAGGCGUUUGUGCAGACGGCUCGGCUGGUGGCGCGCGAGGAGGGCUACCCCGCCUUCUACAGGGGGCUCCUCGCGCAGCUCAUCCGGCAGAUCCCCAACACCGCCAUCGUCCUGUCCACCUACGAGCUCAUCGUGUACCUCCUGCAGGAGCAGUAGCGCAGCCACGGCGCCUCUCACAGGCUGAAGACCAAUUUCUG
Prinia subflava (tawny-flanked prinia) is the source of this 1136-nucleotide messenger RNA. RefSeq names its product solute carrier family 25 member 33 (gene SLC25A33). The transcript has 7 exons. Gene Ontology annotation, molecular function: pyrimidine nucleotide transmembrane transporter activity. Gene Ontology annotation, biological process: pyrimidine nucleotide import into mitochondrion. The record is from RefSeq and is a predicted model, not a curated record. Gene Ontology annotation, cellular component: mitochondrion. Bases 142 to 1095 code for a protein of 317 amino acids. Lineage: Eukaryota; Metazoa; Chordata; Aves; Passeriformes; Cisticolidae.